Molecule: messenger RNA, 1958 nt
Organism: Toxorhynchites rutilus septentrionalis
Lineage: Eukaryota; Metazoa; Arthropoda; Insecta; Diptera; Culicidae
Product: mitochondrial enolase superfamily member 1-like
Exons: 9
Coding region: 161-1510 (449 amino acids)
Biological process (GO): amino acid catabolic process; carbohydrate catabolic process
Molecular function (GO): L-fuconate dehydratase activity; magnesium ion binding
Source: RefSeq, a predicted model, not a curated record
ACGACACUUCUUCAAAACAAAAACCACGAUUGUAUAAAUACCACAACCGAAAUCAAACAGCUGAUGGUUGAGUGUGGUAUUCCGGAGCUAUAAAGAAAGGAAUUUCUCAACUUAUUAGUGUACUCUGUGGCAAAAGUUGUGUUAGAAUUAGUAACUAACAAUGGCACUAUCGACGCGUUCGGAUGAAUGUUACCACAUCACAACACUGGAGGCUAAAGAUAUCCGCUGGCCAACUUCGUUGGGAGCUCACGGGUCAGAUGCGAUGCACACCGAUCCGGAUUAUUCCUGUGUUUACGUUACAAUCAACACCGAGGAAGGAAUCUAUGGGAAUGGUCUCACUUUCACGUUAGGUCGUGGAACGGAUAUAGUUUUGCUGGCGGUAAAUUCCAUGAAACGCAUGGUUGAGCAGCGCACCACUGAAAGUAUCUUCCAAAACUUUGCUCUGUUCUGGCGCGAACUUACCAGCGAAUCGCAGCUGAGAUGGAUUGGUCCAGAAAAAGGAGUAACCCAUCUCGCAGUCGCUGCCAUCAUUAAUGCUCUUUGGGACUUGUGGGGGAAAAUUCGCGGCCUACCAGUGUGGAAAUUGCUCACUGAGAUGGAACCGGAGGAAUUGGUAUCCACCAUAGACUUUCGCUACAUAACGGAUGCAAUCACACGAGAGGAAGCGAUCAACAUACUUAAGGAAAAUAGGGCGGGCACUCGAACUAGAAUGAAUGAACUCAUGAAGACAGGGUAUCCAGCAUACACAACGCAGGUUGGGUGGCUAGGUUACAGUGAUGAUACGAUUCGUGCCUUAUGUCGCAAGUACCUUCAGGCGGGAUUUACCGCAUUCAAGAUAAAAGUUGGCCAAAAUUUGGAGAACGAUAUCAAACGUUGCCGGCUGGUACGGGAAGAAAUAGGAUGGAAUAAUACAUUGAUGGUAGAUGCGAAUCAAAUUUGGGAUGUCAAUGAGGCUAUCGAAUGGAUGAAAAAUUUGAAACAUUUUAAGCUACUGUGGAUUGAAGAACCAACAUCGCCCGAUGAUAUCCUCGGACAUAAGAAAAUAGCCGAUGCUUUGAAACCAUACAGUAUUGGAGUUGCAACAGGAGAGAUGUGCUGCAAUCGGGUUAUGUUCAAACAAUUCAUCCAAUCUCAAGCAUUCGAAUUUUGCCAGAUUGACUCCGCCCGUAUUGGAGGAGUGAACGAAAUCCUUGCGGUUUAUUUGAUGGCAAAGAAGUUCAAUGUCAAAGUUUGUCCGCACGCCGGUGGCGUUGGACUCUGUGAGAUGGUCCAACAUUUGCAAUUAUGGGAUUACACAUCCGUUUCCUGUACGAUGGAUAAAAGGAUGAUCGAAUUUGUUGAUCAACAGCAUGAACAAUUUGUUCAUCCAGCCAGAAUAUAUGCUAAUGCGUGCUAUAUUCCGCCCUCCGCACCGGGGUAUUCCACCGAAUUGAAACCCGAGGCUGUAUCAAUGUUUGAAUACCCCGUUGGUUCGGAAUGGCAGCGUAUGUUUGCAGAAGGAAUUUUUUAGCAGAACUGAAGUCGGGUUGGAAGCAAUUCAAAGAAUGGAAUAUGAAUACCGUAAUAAUUACACUCAUUUCAGCUAAUUUCUAAUCUCUAUCGAGCUUAUAGACUCAACUUAUUGGAAAUAUAUGUUUUUUUGACGUAGGACUACGUUUAACCUUUCAAUAUAAGGGCCCAUUUCAAUAUUUCGAUGUGGAAAAGUGUUUGAACGCUAAUACCUCCUCAAUUAAUGAAGGGAUUUUGGUUCCAAAUACACACAUUGAUAGGAAAUAUCCUCAGCAAUUGUUUAUAUGCUACACAUUAUGGUUUUCCAGCUCAUAUACAGUUCAAAUUGAUGAAAAAUUGGAAGAAAGAAUUCCCUACUUUCCCAUACAUUUUGUCUGCGCUCCCGCAGCAAACAGCUAUUCAUUUCAAGCAACCACGGGAACGGGCGAAACGUAUGGACAAGGUGAAGG